AUGGAGACUAUAUCGAUGAGAGAAAUCACUUCUCUAGUUGAAAAGAUUUCUCUGGAAUUCAAACCGGCGAUCAAAGAGUCGUCCUCGUCUUGUAGUAGUUGUGGUCACUCGUACGUCGGUGAUGGAGUCUGCAUCGUCUGCAAAUCCACGGUGAACAUAUGCAAAGGUCGAGCGUUCGUUUAUCUCGUCCGACGUUUACAGCUAAGCCACGAAGCUGCAACAUUAAUGAAGCGAUUUACAACGCAAUACUAUUGUCUCAACGAGAAGAAGCUUCAUCUUGUCCUCGACUUGGACCACACGCUUCUCCACUCCACUGCGGUUUCAGGUCUCUCCAAAACAGAGUGA
Messenger RNA from Arabis nemorensis, 345 nucleotides. NCBI's taxonomy places the organism in Eukaryota, Viridiplantae, Streptophyta, Magnoliopsida, Brassicales, Brassicaceae. The record is from the annotation of a GenBank genome assembly.